Messenger RNA from Phodopus roborovskii (desert hamster), 3139 nucleotides. RefSeq names its product serine/threonine kinase 38 (gene Stk38). Gene Ontology annotation, molecular function: protein serine/threonine kinase activity; ATP binding. The transcript is spliced from 13 exons. Lineage: Eukaryota; Metazoa; Chordata; Mammalia; Rodentia; Cricetidae. Gene Ontology annotation, biological process: intracellular signal transduction; peptidyl-serine phosphorylation. Bases 3 to 1400 code for a protein of 465 amino acids. The record is from RefSeq and is a predicted model, not a curated record.
ACAUGGCAAUGACAGGCUCAACACCUUGCUCAUCCAUGAGUAAUCAUACAAAAGAAAGGGUGACAAUGACCAAAGUGACACUGGAGAAUUUUUAUAGCAACCUUAUUGCUCAACAUGAAGAACGAGAAAUGAGACAGAAGAAGUUAGAAAAAGUGAUGGAGGAAGAAGGCCUAAAAGAUGAAGAGAAACGACUCAGGAGGUCAGCACAUGCUCGGAAGGAAACAGAGUUUCUUCGAUUAAAGAGAACAAGGCUUGGGCUGGAAGAUUUUGAGUCUUUAAAAGUCAUAGGUCGAGGAGCAUUUGGUGAGGUGCGGCUCGUUCAAAAGAAAGACACAGGGCAUGUGUAUGCCAUGAAAAUCCUGCGCAAAGCAGACAUGCUCGAGAAGGAGCAGGUCGGCCACAUCCGUGCGGAGCGUGACAUUCUAGUGGAGGCAGACAGUCUGUGGGUUGUGAAAAUGUUCUAUAGUUUUCAGGAUAAGCUAAACCUCUACCUAAUCAUGGAGUUCCUGCCUGGAGGGGACAUGAUGACCUUAUUGAUGAAAAAAGAUACUCUGACAGAAGAGGAGACACAGUUUUACAUAGCAGAAACAGUAUUAGCCAUAGAUUCCAUUCACCAGCUGGGAUUCAUCCAUAGAGACAUCAAGCCAGACAACCUUCUCUUGGACAGCAAGGGCCAUGUGAAACUUUCUGACUUUGGCCUUUGCACAGGCCUGAAAAAAGCACAUAGGACAGAAUUUUAUAGGAACCUGAACCACAGUCUCCCCAGUGAUUUCACUUUCCAGAACAUGAAUUCCAAAAGGAAAGCAGAGACCUGGAAAAGAAACAGACGCCAGUUAGCCUUCUCCACAGUGGGCACUCCUGAUUACAUUGCUCCUGAGGUCUUUAUGCAGACCGGGUACAACAAGCUCUGUGAUUGGUGGUCUCUCGGGGUGAUCAUGUAUGAGAUGCUUAUUGGCUACCCACCUUUCUGCUCUGAGACCCCACAAGAGACAUAUAAGAAGGUGAUGAACUGGAAGGAAACUUUGACCUUUCCCCCAGAAGUUCCCAUCUCCGAGAAAGCCAAGGGCCUGAUUCUGAGGUUCUGCUGUGAGUGGGAACAUAGAGUUGGAGGCUCUGGAGUUGAAGAAAUAAAAAAUAACCCUUUCUUUGAAGGUGUUGACUGGGAACAUAUCAGGGAGAGACCAGCUGCGAUAUCUAUUGAAAUCAAGAGCAUCGAUGAUACUUCCAACUUCGAUGAAUUUCCAGAGUCGGAUAUUCUUAAACCCACAGUGACCACCAGUAAUCACCCUGAGACUGACUACAAGAACAAAGACUGGGUCUUCAUCAAUUAUACCUACAAGCGCUUUGAGGGUCUGACGGCCAGGGGGGCCAUUCCUUCCUACAUGAAGGCAGCAAAAUAAGGUUGUGCUGGGAACCCCAAACUGGGCAGAGUCCCCUGUACAACAUUGCGGUUUUCCUCUCACACUCUUGAAAGAUUUCCAAGAAGUUUGUAGAACCUGUUAACGUGCAUAGUCAAGUCUCUGCAAUGUGAUUGUAAGCGGCUAUGCCUCUAUAGUGCACCAGGAAACUGAUAGGACAAAGACAAGCAUUUCUCCAUCCGCCAUAAACAGCUGUCUGUCUUGCUUCUCUAGAAGCCCUGCGAGCCAGUUUGCUAGGUGUUUCAAAGAGAAUUUGGAUUUCCUAAGUUCAUCAGAAUGAAGGAGAAAAAGAGCCAUCAUCCACCAUUACUGAGAUUAUAUACACUGAGUACCAGCUAAUGCCUGUGUUGUGGUGAUAUGCCACCUGCCAAGCCCAUCAAGUAUUUCUUUUCUCUUUAUAGCUGAAAAAUCUAUAGUUAAAGAAAUAACGCAAUAAUGAAAGUCUGUGUGAACAGCCAACAGUGUGGCUGAAGGAACAACCUCCAUCCUACAGGUGUGGGUGUUUUCUCCUCAUACCUCAGCCUGGCAGAGUGGCUUUCCACAGCCUUCAUUCAUGGUGCACUUUACUUAUGGUACUAGGGCAAAGACCCCAACCCACUGACCUAUCUCCCCAUCCAAAAGCCUCGUGCUGCUCUCCUGAAUGUUGAUAGGGGAGGCACGAGUGUGACCCUUUGUUGCUGUUAGAAAGCCCGCACAGCCACUGGGCACCGCCAAGGAGUUCUGGACCAUGUGAGCAAACCUCACUUUCUCCUCACGGCUAUACAAGACGAUCUUGAGAUACAUGGUGCCUACCAGCAAUAGCCGGAAGUGCUAUAGGACAUCUUGAACCUGGUGGAGGCUCAGGUGCUGCCAUGCACAUCUCACAGCCUCCAUGGAAGUCAAGGCAGACCCAGCCCAUUGAUGAGUCCUCGAUCUCAUUCCUCAACUCAUGGUGCAACUGUGUUUGUCUUGGUCUUUCCCCAUCCCAACUUUAAGUAGCCAUUUUGCCUUGGAAUCAUGAUUACAAAAUUUUCCUUUGCAGAUGCCUUCCUGGGGGAUACUUGCCCCUGCACCCAAAAGGGUUGCCUGCAAAUAGGGCUGCCUUGGCCUCCUCUGUGGCAAUCUCUCAUGAGAAACACUGAAUUAAGCACAAAGUGCCUUGUCUGUCACAGCUGCUGCCACCUUUAGAAAACUUUUUGCUGCGUCAGAAAAAUGUGGAGGUUUGAUAUUAAUGCAUUAGUAGAGUUUGGUUUCAAGUGUUGAUAACUGUCAAAGCAUUGUUUGCACCUGUGUGGUAACUUGCAGUGUCAUGGCCAGGCUGUGACUGGGACUCACUCUGCCAGUCUUGACACUGUGAAGGUCAACUCUGUCCUAGCUCAGCCAUUCAGAGAAUAGAAUAGAAGACUUAAAAUUGUAAGCAAAACUGCUUUGGUUUCCACGUCUUAGGUAAAGAAAAUGGAGUAUUAGGGAAGUCUUGACUCUGGGUAAGAGUACUGGCUGUGUUAGCUCCUUGAUCUGUUAUUCAGAGCCUGGUGCAAAGGAGAUAAAGGGCCUAUGGUUGGCUUUGAGCUCUGUAUUACCAAACAGUUGGGGUCCUGAACCCUGUGUGUUUGCAGGAGUGUGUGAGCACGGAUGGAGAAAUAAUAGAGUAGUGGUAGAGCCUGUGUGGUGGGCAUGCUUCGUUCUGGGGAGGAUGCCCGCAUUUUAACGAUUCAAUGUUUGAAUAAACUGUGAAAACAGUA